AUGCCAGGGACGAUUUUGCCCCCGAGAUCACACCGGCAGCACGCAGAGAUGGAUCCAUCAUCUGCUUCCCGGCCGGACCUCUACCUGAUUACCGAUCAGGAUAUCAUAUACGAACAAGAUUUGCUUCGCGACACAAGCAGCGUCAAGCCAUGGCUUGCCUACAUCGAAUUCAAGCAGCAAAAUGGUACCCUCUAUGAGCAAGCAUUUGUCAUGGAGCGUGCCUGUAAGCAGCUACCACGCUCAUACAAGCUCUGGAAGAUGUAUCUGGAGUUCCGGACGAAACACUUGAAAGGUCGCAACCCAAUGGUAUAUCGCGCCGAGUACCAAAAAGUAAAUGCACUCUUCGAACGAGCUUUGAUUCUCCUCAACAAGAUGCCGCGCAUCUGGGAAAUGUACCUCUCCUUCUUGCUUCAGCAGCCUCUGAUCACCCAGACUCGGCGAACAUUCGACUCUGCUCUACGCGCUCUUCCGGUCACCCAGCACAACCGAAUCUGGAAGCUUUACAAACCAUUUGCUCGAUCUGCUUCUGGACAAACCGCCGUCAAGAUCUUUUCUCGCUAUAUGCAAAUCCACCCUGAGAACAUAGAGGACUACAUCGAGCUUCUUGUUGAAAUGGGUGAAUAUACGGAAGCUGUCAAGAAGUUCAUGGACAUUCUUGACGACGCACGGUUCAAGUCGAAAAAUGGCAAAAGUCCAUUCCAGUUAUGGUCAGAGAUGGUUGAUCUUCUGGUCUCCAAGGCUAAAAAGAUCAAGACCGGCCCUCAAGUCGGAAUCGAUGUCGACGCUAUUCUCCGGAGUGGUAUUGCGCGCUUUGCAGACCAGAGGGGCAAGCUGUGGGCCGGCUUGGCCACCUACUGGAUCACCAAGGGUAACUUCGAGAAAGCCCGGGAUGUUUUCGAGGAGGGUAUCACUACGGUCAUGACAGUCCGUGAUUUCACCCUAAUUUUCGACUCGUACGUUGAGUUCGAAGAAUCUAUCAUUGGCAAUCUGAUGGAAAGCGCAGCCGCUCGUUCUGAGAAGGGCAAAGCCGACGAAGAAGCUGACUUUGAUCUUGACCUCCGCAUGCUGCGCUUUGAGCAGCUCAUGGACCGUAGACCAUUCCUGGUGAAUGAUGUACUCCUCCGACAGAACCCUCAUAACGUCAUCGAAUGGGAGAAGAGGGUGGCACUCUGGGGUGACAACAAGCAAGAGGCAGUGCAAACAUACACAGAUGCUAUUGCUGCCAUUGCUCCAAAGAAAGCACAUGGAAAGUUCUCUGAGCUUUGGGUGAAUUAUGCCAAGCUCUAUGAGAACGGCGGAGAUCUGGAUACCGCAAGAGUCAUUUUCGAUAAGGCUGUCAAAGUUCCUUUCAAGUCAGUAUCAGAAUUGGCAGAGACGUGGUGCGAAUGGGCCGAGAUGGAGCUCCGUGCCGAGAACUUUGACAAGGCAGUCAGCAUCAUGGCCAAGGCGACACAGGCACCUAAGAAAUCGACCGUGGAUUACUUUGAUGAAACACUGUCUCCGCAGCAGAGAAUCCACAAGAGCUGGAAGCUAUGGAGUUUCUAUGUCGAUCUUGUCGAGAGUGUCUCGUCUCUGGAAGAGACCAAAAAGGUAUACGAGAGGAUCUUCGAGCUUCGCAUCGCCACACCCCAAACUGUCGUCAACUACGCCAACCUCUUGGAAGAGAACAAAUACUUCGAAGAAUCUUUCAAGGUAUACGAACGGGGCUUGGAUCUCUUCACGUACCCAGUUGCUUUCGAGCUUUGGAACUUGUAUUUGACAAAGGCCGUCGACCGGCAGAUAGGUAUUGAGCGACUCCGAGAUCUGUUCGAGCAAGCCUUGGAAGAGUGUCCCCCCAAAUUUGCCAAACCUCUCUAUCUGAUGUAUGGCAACCUGGAAGAAGAGCGCGGCCUCGCACGACACGCGAUGCGGAUUUACGAGCGUGCCACGCGGGCAGUGUCCGACGAGGACCGUUUCGAGAUGUUCGAAUUCUACAUCACCAAGUCUGCUUCCAACUUCGGUCUCACAUCCACAAGACCGAUCUACGAGCGUGCCAUCGCCGCUUUGCCUGACAAUGAGGCCAAGGAAAUGUGCCUCAAAUUCGCCGAGAUGGAGCGAAGACUUGGCGAGAUCGACCGUGCUCGUGCAAUCUACGGUCAUGCAUCUCAGUUCUGCGAUCCUCGGACGAACGCCCCAUUCUGGGCAAAGUGGGAAUCAUUCGAAUCCUCGCACGGAAACGAAGAUACUUUCACCGAGAUGAUCCGCAUCAAGAGGAGUGUCCAAGCACAAUACAAGUAUGUGAUACUAGCCGCUAUAUUCCGAAUCAAACACCUUGCUAACAUUCCAAUCUACAGUACCGAUGUCAACUUCAUUGCAUCACAAGCCAUUGCCAGGAGCCAACAGCAACCGUCGACCGGCGAAGAAGGCGAAGACGACGAGUCCCGACAGCGCGCAGAUGCCAUGGCAGAACUCGAACGUCAAGCCCGUGCCCCAGUGGGCUUCGUGGCUGCCAGCAGUGGUCCGGAAGGUGGUAACCGCCCUCCACCUGCAGGCCAAGAACCAGUUGUUCCUGCGGCCAACCCUGAUGCUAUCGACCUGGACAUGGAUGAGGAAUAG
Molecule: messenger RNA, 2595 nt
Organism: Penicillium bovifimosum
Lineage: Eukaryota; Fungi; Ascomycota; Eurotiomycetes; Eurotiales; Aspergillaceae
Product: mRNA splicing protein SYF1
Exons: 4
Coding region: 1-2595 (864 amino acids)
Biological process (GO): generation of catalytic spliceosome for first transesterification step; mRNA splicing, via spliceosome
Cellular component (GO): U2-type catalytic step 2 spliceosome; Prp19 complex; post-mRNA release spliceosomal complex
Molecular function (GO): protein binding
Source: RefSeq, a predicted model, not a curated record